UUGUAAUUUGUAAACCCGGCGAACCAUUACAGACCUUUUCUCUCUCUUUCUCCCGCACAACCCUGGUGCACCUUCUUGUGCUGCAAUUGCCUCCUCCUUCACAUCAAAAACCAGAACGAGAACAAGAGCAAGAACAACAGCACCAGUGCUCUAGAACCGGUUCUACGGGCUGCGGCUCUUCUUCUUCUUCUUCUCCUGCUCCAGCUCCGAAGCCAGUACUCAACAGCGCCCUCAAGCGCUCCAAAGCCAGUACCCAGAAGAUAAAAAAAGAACCAAUAAAAGAGAGCCUAGAGUCUGAUUUGCGUAGUAGCAAGAGUUGCUCAAAACUGCAUAAAUGGAUAUUGAUUCUCAGAAUAUCAAGUCAUCGGGUGAAGAAGGCGCAUCGAUGCAAACAGACUCAAAGGACUCAUCAAACAGUCAAGGAAAUAGUAAAGAAAAAGAGGAGCUUAGUGAGUCGAUGGAUAAGCUGCAUAUUGAGGGAUCAUCAUCUGGGCAGGCAGGGACUUCAUCACCCAACUUCCGGAGAAAACCAGUUAUUAUUAUUGUUGUAGGAAUGGCUGGGAGCGGAAAAACGACUUUUCUUCAUCGGCUGGUCUGCCACACGCAGGCUUCAAACAUUCGGGGUUAUGUGAUGAACCUUGACCCUGCUGUGAUGACCCUCCCAUAUGGCGCCAACAUUGAUAUAAGGGACACUGUGAAGUACAAGGAAGUGAUGAAGCAAUUCAAUCUUGGACCUAAUGGUGGAAUUUUGACAUCGCUUAACUUGUUUGCUACAAGGUUUGAUGAGGUUAUUUCUAUGAUUGAGAAGCGAGCAGAUACACUUGAUUAUGUUCUUGUGGAUACUCCUGGUCAGAUUGAAAUAUUCACGUGGUCUGCUUCUGGUGCCAUCAUUACAGAAGCUUUUGCUUCAACCUUCCCUACUGUUAUCGCUUAUGUAGUCGAUACACCUCGUGCAUCAAGUCCAGUUACAUUCAUGAGCAAUAUGCUAUAUGCUUGUAGUAUACUUUACAAGACACGGUUGCCUCUUGUGCUGGCAUUCAACAAGACUGAUGUGGCUCAACAUCAAUUUGCCUUGGAGUGGAUGGAAGAUUUUGAGGCAUUUCAGGCAGCUGUAAGUUCAGAUCAGUCUUACACAUCCACUUUAACUCAGAGCCUUUCCCUUGUGCUGGACGAGUUCUACAAGAAUUUACGGUCUGUUGGAGUCUCUGCUGUUUCUGGUGCUGGAAUGGUGGCCUUCUUCAAGGCCAUUGAAGCAAGUUCUGAGGAAUACAUGGAAACCUAUAAGGCUGAACUUGACAAGAGACGGGCGGAGAAGCUACGGUUGGAGGAAGAGCGCAAGAAGGAAAACCUUAAUAAAUUUCGGAAGGAUAGGGAGGGCGCGGAGAAAGCUGCUGUCUUGAGCACUGGCCUGAAGGACAAAGGAGUCGGGAGUAAAACGACCAUGAUGGAUGAGGAAGGUGGAGAGAUAGAAGAGGAAGAUGAUAAUGAUGACGACGACGAUGACCAUGGGGGAUUUUCUGAAGAUGAAGAUUUUAUAGAUGAGGAUGAAGAUGAAGAGGUUUCCAAAUUCUCCUUUUAGUAUGCCACCUAUGCUGGCGCCAUUUUCUUGAAACACAUUUUUGUAUAGGACCUUCACUAGUAACUAAACCCACUGACCUAAAAUUUUGCAUUUUGUUUUGAUGUACUUUGGAUGUCUUUGAUCAUUCUUCUUCUUUUUUCAAAAUUCUUACUCGCUUCUUCUGGAAUA
This is a messenger RNA of Corylus avellana, 1747 nucleotides long. Its product is annotated as GPN-loop GTPase QQT2. The record is from RefSeq and is a predicted model, not a curated record. Gene Ontology annotation, molecular function: ATP hydrolysis activity; GTPase activity. NCBI's taxonomy places the organism in Eukaryota, Viridiplantae, Streptophyta, Magnoliopsida, Fagales, Betulaceae.